AUGGCUACCCACAUCGAUCUAGCCGAAUACCUCUUCCGGAGGAUUCGUCAAGUCGGGGUCAAGUCAGUACAUGGCGUUCCUGGAGACUACAACUUGACCGCCCUGGAUUAUAUUGAACCAGCCGGUCUGGACUGGGUCGGAAAUGCCAACGAACUGAAUGCUGGGUAUGCUGCAGAUGGCUAUGCCAGGAUCAGAGGCCUGUCAGUUCUUGUCACGGCCUUUGGUGUCGGGGAGCUGUCAGCCAUGAAUGCUAUUGCCGGUGCAUACAGCGAAAUGGCUCCGGUCAUUCAUAUUGUGGGCACCGCUCCGACCAACGUGCAGGACAACAAGUUAUGCAUGCAUCACUCACUGGGGGACGGCAACUUCAGAAUCUUUGCCGAGAUGUACGCAAAGGUCACCGUGGCCCAGGCCAAUCUGAGGGAUCCAGCUACUGCAACGGCACAGAUUGAUCGCUGCAUCAGAGAAUGUGUCCUGCAGAGCCGACCGGUCUACCUUGAACUACCAACCAACAUGGUAAAGGCCCAGGUCUCGGCAGCGGCGCUUGAUGUGCCUAUUGAUCUUUCGAUCUCGCUCAAUGACGAAGGCUUUGAAGACACUGAAGUCGAGCUGAUCCUCAACAAAAUGUACUCGUCCAAACAACCCUUGAUCGUUGUCGAUGGGUGCACGUCAAGAUACGGUGUCAGCGAGGAAGCCGAUGAGCUGGUCCGGGUAACCGAGUUUCCAACCUCGACCACACCUUUUGGCAAGGGGAUUGUCAAUGAAACAUACCCCAACUUCUAUGGGAUUUACGCCGGUAUUGCCGGCAAUGAAAUAUACAUGCCCUGGGCUCGAGGCUGCGAUUUGGUCAUCAAACUGGGACCCUUGGAAAGCGAUGUCAACACCUUUGGGUUCAGCACUAUUCCGGACCCCAAGUCAGCCAUUGUUUUCCAUCGCGACUACGUCGAGAUCGGCGGGACCAAAUAUCACAACCUUCAUAUCAAAUCUCUCCUCCGCAAAAUCCUCUCAAAGUUGGAGAAGGACAAGCUCCCCAAGUAUAGCCCGUCCAUGGACCUCGGCCACCCAGGUGUUCAGUUGAUGGCUCUGCCCCCGGUCGGUGAGGACGAUGAGAUCGACCAGGCCACCUUCUACCAACGAUUUUCCAGAUUUCUCCGUUCUGGCGACAUCGUUUUGGUGGAGACGGGUACAGCGGCAGUAGGAUGCCGAGAUAUGGUCCUCCCUGCACACGCCUCCCUCAUCAAUUCUUGCAUAUGGCUGUCCAUUGGCUACAUGCUCCCAGCAGCCCAAGGUGCGGCCCUAGCUCAACGGGAGAUGAUUGCAGAAGGAAAGCGCCCCGACGGCCGCACUAUUCUCAUUGAGGGUGAUGGCAGUCUGCAAAUGACGGCGCAAUCCAUCAGCGAUAUGAUCCGGAAUCGUGUCGAUGUGACUAUUUUCGUCAUCAACAAUGACGGAUACGUGAUUGAGAGAUGGAUCCACGGCAUGAAGGCGGGCUACAACGACAUCCAACCGUGGAGAUAUCUCGAAGCACCAAGCUACUUCGGGGCACCCAAGGACGACCCUGCAUAUCCGGUGGUGACUAGGCGAGCUGAAACUUGGGGUCAAUUGAAGGACAUUUUGGCGGAGCCCGGGCUUCAGGCAGGCAAGGGCCUCAACAUUGUCGAGGUCAUCAUGGACCGAGAAGACGCCCCAGACACGCUAAAAAAGCUGGUCCAGAGCACUUCGCGGAGAAAUAGUGGUGAGGCCGAACGUCCCCAGGUGCGCCAGCCCAUGAGCCACGAGGAGAAGGUCAUGAAAGUUGCCGGAUAA
Fonsecaea erecta is the source of this 1803-nucleotide messenger RNA. RefSeq lists its product as hypothetical. Gene Ontology annotation, molecular function: thiamine pyrophosphate binding; carboxy-lyase activity; magnesium ion binding. NCBI's taxonomy places the organism in Eukaryota, Fungi, Ascomycota, Eurotiomycetes, Chaetothyriales, Herpotrichiellaceae. The transcript is spliced from 2 exons. The record is from RefSeq and is a predicted model, not a curated record. The coding region runs from base 1 to 1803 and encodes 600 amino acids.